CUCUCAUGACGGGCUCCAAUGGCGCCAGGCGUCAUCGCUGCUUGGUUUGCCAGAGACACUUCAAGCGUACUGAACACUUGACACGCCAUCUGCGACGCCAUACUCAAGAAAAGCCUUAUCAAUGUCAGGAAUGCUUGCAGUGUUUUGCCAGGAAGGAACUUUACCAACGUCAUCAGCAAAGGUUCCAUGGCGCCAGCCAAGGCCAUAUUCCGCCGCCCCGGGUGAUUCCCACACUUAGCUGUCCACCUACUCAGGCUGCACCUCCAGCUUCAGUAAGCGGCAAUUCAUCCCAUGUACUAGGAUCGACGGCCUCUGCCUGCAAUAGCACCGCCGGGAGAACUGCCGCCGUUGACGUGCCACAUGAUGCUCUCCCUUCCGUGCUAUUGCAACUUCGCGACCACCAUCAAGCAGAGUCUACGCGAGCUUGGUCUGAGACUCCCAACGAGGAGUCCGACACAAACCUCGCUGAGCCAAGACACAACUCAUUAGAUCUAGCUUCCUCAGAAUGGUCUACAAUUCCAAGCACAGUCACCACUUCAGAGAACCCUGACCCCGUUCCCUCGACAAUAUCUCAUCCUCCUAACGUGGAUUCUUGCCCCAUAUCACAAUCCGCAAGUGCUAUUGAUCGAGGUUUGACACAGCAUAGCCCACAUUAUCCACCGGCCAUCGAGUGUCUACUCACAUCUCCCUCUUCUCAAGACGUGACAAGUAUUCAACACUUGCGAGAGAUUGUGAUAAGAGCAAUCAAUUCCAGCCCAUCAUGUGCCUCACUCCAUUCUCCUGAGGAAUAUUUUAAUGUUCCUGAUUGUAUAACCCUAGACAGAUACCAGCAAACCUUUUUUGCCUUGACAUAUAGGAACUUACCGUUUGUGCACGCAAGCAUUCCCCUAAUUGACCGUGCUCCAGCUGUUAUUCUAAGCAUUCUUGCUGAUGGAGCAAUGCACUGUGUCAACGAUCAAAUCGGCCAUCGUCUAUUUGAGGCGUCUCGCCGACUUGUGUCGGACUAUCUGGAUUCAAAUGGGUCAGGCCCAAUACCGCACUGGGUUAUAGAUACUCUAUUGAUCAACUGCAUCUACGGCCUAUCCGGGGGGGCGAAAGCCACAUUAAAUGCCACUCAAGGUAGUCUCUCGAGAGUUCUAUGGCUCGCCAGCCAGGUUGAGCCACCUGAAAUACGGACAGCUGCCCUGGGGCAAAGUUUUGCCGUUGAAGAUGAGUGGAAGAAUUUCGUCGUUGAGGAAUCUCUGAAGAGAUCUCUACUUUGCCUUUUGAUAUUCCUUGGAUUAUGGUCAGCCAUACAUGGGCUGCUGGUCAAGAUACCUGAAGGCAUAUUCGCCAACCUGGAUUUACCAUGCACCGAAUCUCUAUGGCUCGAAACCUCGGCAGAGCAAUGGAAAUCGCUUUCCUAUACUUUACCACGUAAAUUAUCAUAUCACAGCGCAAUCCAUGAGCUCCUUUGCGACAAGCCCUUUCCGAGCCCAGACUUAGCUUCCGUCUGCCUCGUAGUUGGCCUCAUCCUCUGGUCUAAUGAAUCGCAAGAGAGCCUCCCUUUCUACUCCUAUACCCAAGGUGAUUUUCGGCUUGCCGUAUGCCACUGGAAACGCAAUGUCGAAUGCCAACUACACGAGAAAAUGUCCAUCAAUUUAUUUGCUCUUCCCAUCACUUCAUACCUGCGUGUUGAGCUGCAGGUAGAUCUCCGCGCAAUGAUGAGCUCGUUUCUGCAUCAUGACUUCGUCCAGCUUCGUCAAAAAUUGCGCUGUGGGAGGCUUCGUGAAGCUUGUGAGGAGGCUCUUCACGGUCUUGUUCCUUGGGCGCCGAGUUACAAGAGCCAAAUAUCCAUGGUCUUUAUUCCACUAUCUGUUAUUGUUCUGGAAACUAUGAUUCUGCUCCUUGAAAGGUCUGAAGUUCGCCCUUCAGACGAUGUAUUAUUUGAAAAGAUUAGGGCCUCAUUCCGUUUGUCGGCAUAUGACAUGCAAGUCCAUCUUGUUUGGGACAGAUUGAAAAGGGUUCUUGCUCAUAGCCCAGCUACAUAUGUCUUGUCCGAGGCAUUGCGCGAAUAUGAACGGGCAAAUGGUCUUUCCGGACAUGCCCGCUUAUCAGCGACAUCCGUCGCGAUGAUGGGUUAACAACAAAUGACUAACUUUCCCGCAGCGGGCUUUCUAUAGAGAUCUCUAUGCCAUUUUAAGUCUAUU
Trichoderma harzianum CBS 226.95 is the source of this 2189-nucleotide messenger RNA. RefSeq lists its product as hypothetical. The record is from RefSeq and is a predicted model, not a curated record. Lineage: Eukaryota; Fungi; Ascomycota; Sordariomycetes; Hypocreales; Hypocreaceae. Bases 6 to 2123 code for a protein of 705 amino acids. The transcript is spliced from 9 exons. Gene Ontology annotation, cellular component: chromatin. Gene Ontology annotation, molecular function: RNA polymerase II cis-regulatory region sequence-specific DNA binding; DNA-binding transcription factor activity, RNA polymerase II-specific. Gene Ontology annotation, biological process: regulation of transcription by RNA polymerase II.